AUGCAGUGCUGCUCUAAAUAUAUAUGGCACCUUUUAGGCAGCCGCGUUCCCUGCCCUGCUGCAGCGACUGGAGCGCCUCAAGACAGAGGACGAGAUCAACAACAAGGUGAAGGGGCAGCUUGCGGAAAUGCAGAAACAGCUACAGCAGGAGAGGCAGCAAAGAGUAGAGCUGCAAGCCAAAUUCACCGCGCUGCAGCGUCGGCGGCCCGCGAGGCUUCUUUGUUGGCGGAGCUUUCGUCCCUCCGGAGGGAGAGUGACCAGAAGCUUCAGGAAGCACAGCAAGAGGUAAACCUUGCUCAAGAGAAGCUCACCAGGACCGCUGCAGCCCUUGCUAAAGAACGCAAAAGCGCAGAAGUCUUCCGUCAGAAAUUUGAACGGAUGGCAGAGGACCUGGAGGGACAGACGGCGGAGUGUCAAAGGGUGCGGGGCGACUUGGCUGCCCUGGAGAGACAACACCGCCAGCUCAUGGAGGAGAUACAGCGGGAGCGAGAAAGCCUUGCUGAACAGCAGCAGCAGCAUCAGCAGCAAGCCCCUGCUGAGCAGACGUCCCAAACGAGGACGCAAAGAUCUGAGGCGAAGGGCAUUGCGAAGCGGUUCGUGCAGGGCCUAGCCAGUAGAGAUUUAGAUGCUCAGGAACGGCAGGCGCUAAUCGCCCAUCUGCAGGCGCUUCGCCGGGACGGCGCUAACGCCAUCUAUGAGCUCCUCUCAACACAAACCCCACCACUGCCCCCCAUAGACGGACGGAAUAUCAUCAGGUCCACUAUCCCCGUUGCUCCGUCUGGAGUCACGGAGAGCCUUAAAGCUGCUCGUCGUUUGCAGGAGUCGGCAGCCACAGAAAUUCUGCCCUUGUUUCUACCCCGUGUGGGGGUAACCCCCGCUUGCACCUCUGCAUCUCCCUCUGCGCCCUUGCUGGCGGGGCUUAUGGCCAAGGGCCAGCCCCCGGUGGGCCGCAGCUUGUCACUAGGGGCCCCCGCUAGAGGGCCCCCGGGGGGGGCCUCCCGUAAAGUGUGCCCCUUCCACGGGGGCCCCCAGGGGACGCUUCAGGGGCGGGCCCCCCCCCCUCCGAAGCCUCCCCUGGAGCUAAGGCUCCGCAAGGCGUGUACGUUCUCCGAAGCUGUUCCUGUGCCUGCUGGAAUAGCACCCCCUUUGCAGGCGGGGGACGGCGCACCAGGCUGGACGACCGUCAGGUCUGAUGGGCUUUAG
Messenger RNA from Cyclospora cayetanensis, 1203 nucleotides. RefSeq lists its product as uncharacterized. Bases 1 to 1203 code for a protein of 400 amino acids. The transcript is spliced from 5 exons. Lineage: Eukaryota; Apicomplexa; Conoidasida; Eucoccidiorida; Eimeriidae. The record is from RefSeq and is a predicted model, not a curated record.